CCCGGGCGAGCGGGGCUCCGGCGGCGGCGUUUGAGCCUCGGCGCGGCCCGUAGGCGGGACUCCUCACUCGGCCUCAACAUGGCGGCGGCGCUGCGCGGGGGGCGGGAAGUUUCCGGGACGCCUGUUGAGGACUUCAGUGAUUCUGGACCACUGUUACUGAAAUGAUAUUACAGAAGGCAGCGAUUGCAUUGUCUUUGUUGGAUGAAACCCAAAUAUUUACUUUCAGUCAAGUGGGCGAAACCCCCUAACCGCAGUUUACAUGUGUAGGUCACUGCGUUACUGUGUUAGUCAUUGUCUGUAUGCAGCAAUGACAAGGCUAGAAGAAGCAAACAGAGAAGUGAACAUGCACUCAUCAGUCAGAUACCUUGGCUAUCUUGCCAGAAUCAACCUGUUGGUUGCCAUCUGCAUGGGCCUUUAUGUCAGAUGGGAAAAAACUGCAGAUGCACUGAUCUUGGUAAUAUUUAUUCUUGGGCUCUUUGUUCUUGGAAUUGCCAGCAUACUGUACUACUAUUUUUCAAUGGAAACAGCAAGUUUGAGUCUCUCCAAUCUUUGGUUUGGUUUUUUGCUUGGACUUCUCUGUUUUCUUAAUAAUUCUGCCUUCAAAACGGAUGUCAAAGAAGAAGCUACUAAAUAUUUGCUCCUCUCCGCCAUUGUUUUAAGGAUAUUAUGUGCUUUGGUUGAGAGGAUUUGCGGUUGUAUCCAUCAUCGACCAACUCUGCUGACAACAGUUGAAUUUUUGGAGCUAGUUGGAUUUGCAAUUGCCAGCACAACUAUGCUGGUAGAAAAAUCUGUGAGUAUUAUUCUGUUGGUCAUGGCUUUGGCCAUGUUGAUUAUUGACUUACGUAUGAAGUCUUUUUUGGCAAUUCCAAAUUUGGCAAUUUUUGGAGCCAUUGCAUCCUUACUCUUUUUUCCAUCACUGCAAAUCCCCACAAACCCUUUUGCCUUGGCAUGUUUCUUCAGCUGCCUGAUUUCAGAUCCCCUUCUCGACGUUUACUUCAGUGGACUUUCAGUUACUGAACGAUGGAAGCCCUACUUGUACCGUGGUAAAAUUUGCAGAAGGCUUUCUGUCAUCUCAGUUGGAGUCAUUGAACUAAUCUUUUUCAUUCUUGCAGCCUUUAAACUACGUGAUUUGGAUCUCUGGUAUUUUGUGAUACCUGGUUUUUCUAUUUUUGGUAUUUUCUGGAUGAUCUGUCAUGUGAUUUUUUUUAUAACUCUUUGGGGAUUUCACACAAAACUAAAUGACUGUCACAAGGUAUAUUAUACCCACCGUGCAGAAAACAACAGCCUUGACAGAGUUAUGGCAUCUAAAGGAAUGCGUCACUUCUGUUUAAUUUCAGAACAGCUAGUAUUUUUCAGCCUUGUCGCGACUGCUGUUUUGGGGGCCGUUUCUUGGCAGCCAACCAAUGGGAUCUUCAUGAGUGCAUUUCUCAUCGUUUUACCUCUGGAGUCCAUGGCUCAUGGGCUUUUCCAUGAGCUGGGAAACUGCUUGGGAGGAACGUGUGUUGGGUAUGCUGUUGUGAUUCCCACCAAUUUUUGCAGUCCUGAUGGCCAACCAACUCUUCUUCCACCUGAGCACGUGCAAGAGUUAAAUCUGAGGUCUACUGGUAUGCUUAAUGCCAUCCAAAGAUUUUUUGCGUAUCACAUGAUUGAGACAUAUGGUUGUGACUACUCUACAAGCGGACUGACCUUUGAUACCCUUCACUCCAAGAUCAAGUCUUUUCUUGAACUUCGGACAGCAGAUGGACCCAGACAUGAUACCUACAUUUUAUAUUACAGUGGCCACUCACAUGGCACUGGCGAAUGGGCACUGGCAGGGGGCGAUGCUUUACGACUUGACACACUGUUGGAGUGGUGGAGAGAAAAGAACGGUACUUUUUGUUCUCGGCUCAUCAUCGUUUUAGACUGUGAGAACUCUCAGCCUUGGGUUAAAGAAGUAAGAAAAGUAAAUGACCAGUAUGUUGCCGUGCAAGGAGCAGAAAUGGCCAGAGUUGUAGACAUCGAGGAAGCAGACCCUCCACAGCUUGGUGACUUCACCAGGCAAUGGGUUGAGUACAACUGUAACCCUGACAGCAACAUCAGCUGGUCUGAAAAGGGACGUACAGUGAAAGCGGUGUAUGGUGUGUCGAAACACUGGAGCGACUACACUUUGCAUUUGCCAACAGGAAGCGAUGUGGCCAAACACUGGAUGAUAUACUUCCCACGCAUCACCUACCCAUUAGUACAUUUGGCAAACUGGUUUUGUGGUCUCAAUCUGUUCUGGGUCUGUAAAGCGUGCUUUAGGUGCUUGAAAAGACUGAAAAUGAGUUGGUUUCUUCCCACAGUGCUGGACACAGGACAGGGUUUCAAACUCGUCAAAUCCUAAUUAGCAACCAAAGAGAAAAUGAAGUGAGAGCUCUGGGAACUUUCUCACUGUACCCUACUUACAACUUUUUAUAUGACUAUUUUUCUCUGAAAAAGUCUGCUACACUCACUUUAUUCAGCUCUUUGAGCAGCUACAGUAUAUGCAACAGUUAGAAACUGCAAUCUUAAACAGAAGAGGGUAGGACUAUGAUAUUUGAGUUUUGUUACUGCUCUGUAUGUACAUAUGUAAGAGACUUAUUUAAUAUGACCAUGCAUUUUGGAGACAGUUCGCAUGUUCAUACGCGUUACGUAAAGCAGCCUUUGUUCAGAGUCACCAGUCUGAUGGACAGCAGCUCCUGCAAAUGUUACAGCAUGCUUGUGAUUUAUAUCCACUGUAAGGUUCAAAUACAGGAAAGGAACCAAGCUAAUAUUCAAAUCAAUUUAUAUGUCCUUGAAAUUAUAUGCUGGGGUCAAGGGUAUUAUAAAACAGCACUGAGCCAAAAAAAUAGAAGAAUGAAUAGCCAUUCUAGGUAAGUAGCUACUGAGAAUCUUUAGUUUCAUUUGCUUUUACAUCUUCAGUCCCUGCCUCAGUUCUCUACUGCCAUCAAUGGAAACUGGCCACAGAAAACAAGGAAAUCAGACAACCCUCUAAUGUUCUGAUGCUGCUCAGUCAAUGUUUUCUGAAGUGCAGUUUGAAAAACUUUCAGUGUUAAUUUCAAAAUUCAGUAUCUUGCUGGUGAUCUUUUUUAAUUAGUUAAUUCAUAUAUGGAAUAAGAAUAAAAAGUGCACUGAGAAUUUUUCCAUCACCUAUUAGGGUAGUUCUGUCUUUUCCAGGCUCUAACUAGUUUGUAUUUUGAAAAGCUACCCUGAAGAAAAAAAAAAAAAACAACCCAAGGAAUUUAACAAAGAAAAUAAUCCAUAGAUAAAAAAUGGAAGUACAAGUGUCGCCUUGCUUCCAUGUUUAUCUGAAGUCUUUGCUGUGCAUAAGACCUUGAUUCUGUAAAAUGCCAAGUACAGGAUUGGACCGAUGAGUUCAUUAUCUAUUAAAACCAUGAGCAAAGCUUGUCAGAAAGAAUGGAUUAUUCCUGUAGGACAGAAGUGAAUCCUGAGUAUUCCUCACCUCUGUUCUCUCAGCCACAAGGUCCUCAUCUUAAUCCUUCCACUUACAGAGCUGGAUGGGACUCUAGAAAUCCUGUCGUGGCCUUUCCUCUUCGGUCAGAGAAGCUGCAUAGCUUUCUGAUCUCAUUUUCUCAAGGACAGAAAAUAAGGAGUGAAAGAACUAAGCGGCUAAGACAGUACAGUUUGUGGUGGGUUUCUUGCAUAUGUGUGUGCAAUCCAGUAGACCUAGAGUUUACUUUUUUAUGUUUCCAUCAGUAUUUUAAUAAAAAUGUUAGGCAUUAGCUGAUACUUGUCUAAAAUAUAAGUUAUUAAUUUUUUUUUUUUAUUUAAAGACAUGAAAAUACUUUAGGAGCUCUUUAAGUCUUUGCCAUCAAGGCUUUUUCUAAUUCCAAUUCCAACUGAACUUUUUAGCCAGCUAAGUUAGAGAAUCUGCUAACACCAAUACCUGUUAGUAACUCCUGAAAAUAAAAUGUGUGAUUAAAUUAUGAGAUCUGCAAUAGCCAGAGUAAUUUGCACCCACCAACUUCAAAAUGGUGAUUUUGUAGGAUUUACAAGUGACAGCCAUUAAGUUUCUUCAUUAGUGUGUAUUACACAACUUUGUUUAGCAAGACAUCACCCCCCACCCCACUUUGCCUCUCUCUAUCCCCUUCAAUAAAGUGAAGAGGGGAUAAAGAAAUGAGAGGUGAGAUGAGGUAUCCUAACAAAACUCAGUUCCAUUGGGUCUUCUCUAAGUAAAUGCUGUGAUGGCAGCUGUGUCACAGAUUCGAGAGGUGGCUGUUCUCAGUAAGGAGAGAGGGUAAUCGUACCAUCUAACUUCAGGUAUCCAACUUAAGUUCCUAACGUGGGAGCCUGAGGUAGGAGUCAUCUCAUUUCAAUUCAGAUAUCUGAAAGCUAGACAUCUGAGUCUGUGCUAGUGACCUGAAGUGCUCCAGUGCUCAUUAACAAAGAGAAAUAAGUAUUUCCAGAAGAAUACUCAUUUGAUCUCUAUUUUAGGAUGAAUUUUCCUGUGACUGUGUCUAUUAGAUUUGUUUGGGUUUUGCUUUCAUAAGCCAAAGGUCAAGCAGACAAAUCCCUUCUGUCUGUCGAAUGACCUUAGAGCUCUUCUGUUCUAAGUCAUCCUCUGGAGCCUGGGCUGGGUACAUAAGCUCCUCGUUCAAGCACAUAAAUUGGAUACUUGAAGUUAGGCCGAACAAGCAUGUGUCAGGUUGCAGAAAAGCAGCACUACCUCCUUUGCAGAAGUCAUUUUCAGCCAUUUCUGGUCAACAACCCUUGACUACAGAGAAAAAAGAUUGCAUAAAGGCAAUCAUUUGGUUUGUAAAAUCACCAUUAUUUUGACUGCUGUUUCAGUAAAAGUUCAUCUCAUUGCACCAUAAGCUGUUCCAACUUGAGCACUAGAAAUUUUUAACAAAGUCCUCGUAAAGCAACACCGUAAUACCUGAUAGUCACCCUGGGAACAUUUGAAAGUCAAGAAGUUAGUCCUUUCUGUUUUGGAAAAGCUUUGAAUAUCAACCAUAACACUUCCCACUAAUUACAAUAGGUAAAUCUUACUCUGUACCUGCUACUGUUAACAUUUUUACAGACCUCAUCUGUAUCUUUCUUUUUGUACAUCAAGGGGAACAGGAAGAGUGUGGGACUCCGGACCUGUCCUGGGACUGUGAGCAGUAUCUGCUCUGCAGUGCGGUGAUGGGCCUAGCUUUGGGCAGAACAAACGCAACAGUUGGUGCUGAUCUUUUGCCUGUUUUUUAAAUGGUUUCCAUCUUACUUAUCAACUGUUAGGUUUUCUUUAGGAUAGACUGGGUGAUCAUGAGCAGUUUGCUGAAAGUUAGAUAAAGAGUCAGCUAAAAAUAUAGCAAAAAGAUUAUUUGCAAAACUAAUCAUGUGUUUCAGUUUUGUUUCAGUUUUCUCAAUUAAAGAACUCUAGUUUUCUGAAUUUAAAAUAGUUUUAACAUGAGCUAAGGUAUUCCUACUUUUGAUUUUGUUGUUUUUUUUAAACAGCAAAGGUAUGGUGAAAAUCUGAUUUAAACUAAAAGAAUGUUUACAGCCAUUCAAACUAUGAGGCCUUUUUGGACAGAGACUGUCUUGUGUGUUUCGAAACACAAGAAAACCAGGGCUGCGGGGUGAUGAGCCUCAGAAAUUCAACAGCAUUAAUUCUCCACUUCUACACUGACAAAUAUCAAGGGGUCCUACUGUGACCCACAUUCCCAUUGGAAUUUUUCUCCAGCUCCUGGCGCUCAUGCACCUCCACGAGUCUCUGCCCAGCCCCGGGUGCGUGCCUGAGGGACAACGCACCAGGAGCUCCUAAUCCCCGUGAGGAGUUACCCCUCUGCUGUUCCCUGUAUGAAAUACUGGGGCAACGCCUGAAAGAGAAAUUUAAAUCUAAUUCCAAAGAAUGUUACAUAUGCUAUCAGUUAUGUACAAGUUGUUUUUCUUUAACAGGAACAUGCUUACAAAUUGUCUGGAUGGAGAAAAUCUAAACUUUUUUUUUUUUAGAGGCUUGUCUCUGUACUGUAUAUUCAGACAUUUUGUUACAAAAGGUUGUUAUAAAUUUAUAUCACAGUAGUAAUUUUAUAUUGACUGUGUUUCAUUUACCUCCUGUAUAGUAUCAGCCUUGCUGAAACAUGCAAAUGCACUAAAUUCUACAAAUUUAAGUCUUUAAAAGGAAUUCGAAUUGCAAAUUCACAGUAGUAUUUUUCUCUGAACAAGCAUUGGGGAAAAAAGCCAUUCUUCUUCAUUUUUGCACUACCAGAGUUACAUAUUUGCAGUUCCUUAUGCUUUGUAUGCCUUGUUAUUGUUGUUGUCCAGCCUUCAGUUCAAGUUUUUCCCAGAAAAUAUUUCUUCACCUAUAUUGUUUUCCCUUUAUUUUACAAAGGCAUAAUUAAUGCUAUGCUAGCUGUAAAGCAUCUCUGUUGCCAGCAGUAGACAAUGUAACUGGGGUAAUUUUCUUGUUUAUAAAUACCUUUCUGUGGGAGGAUUUUUACUGGAUGUACUGAUUUUAGAUCUGUAAAUAGAUUUUGUGUGUGUGUGUAUUUGUGAUAUUACUUAAAUAUAUUUUGCUGGUUUGGAUGCUCA
This is a messenger RNA of Aquila chrysaetos chrysaetos, 6528 nucleotides long. It is a transcript of the gene TMEM168, whose product is annotated as transmembrane protein 168. NCBI's taxonomy places the organism in Eukaryota, Metazoa, Chordata, Aves, Accipitriformes, Accipitridae. The coding region runs from base 260 to 2362 and encodes 700 amino acids. The record is from RefSeq and is a predicted model, not a curated record. The transcript is spliced from 5 exons.